This is a messenger RNA of Lactuca sativa (garden lettuce), 1273 nucleotides long. RefSeq names its product cytosolic sulfotransferase 13. The record is from RefSeq and is a predicted model, not a curated record. Gene Ontology annotation, molecular function: sulfotransferase activity. NCBI's taxonomy places the organism in Eukaryota, Viridiplantae, Streptophyta, Magnoliopsida, Asterales, Asteraceae.
ACCUACCCUUAGUGUUUAUAUAUAUUAAGAAUUAAAAAUUCAUUUUACUCCACGUAUAAAAUCCUUCCAAUGUCAAUCCCUGAUGUUUCUUCUCUGUCACUUGUAUCCCAAUCUAGUUCAGAACACGACGAACAAGAAAAAGAUAAUCUCGCCAUCCUUUUGGAUAGAUACAAGGAUAAGUUGAGCAAAUUUCCAAAAGAAAAAGGCUGGAUGGGUCAAGACUUUUACAUGUAUCAAGGAUUUUGGUACACCUCGGAAAAUGCAUUCUCAAUUGAAACAAUGAUGGCUGUGCAAGAAAGUUUUCAAGGUCAUUCAACUGAUAUCUACGUCAUUACGCAACCAAAAUGUGGUACAACAUGGAUUAAGGCCCUCGUGUUUGCUAUUGUGAACCGAACAAAGUACAAAAACAUCAAACCAUCAGAUCACCCUCUAAACAUCUCUAACCCCCACAAAUGUGUGCCUUUCCUUGAGACUGAAAUCAUUGCUAAAAGUUUUCCUGCAAAUCCACCACGUCUCUUGGCUAGCCAUAUACCUUACAACGCGUUACCUAAGUCCAUUAUUGAUUCUAGCUGUCGAAUAGUUUACCUAUGUAGGAACCCUAAGGAUGUUUUCGUUUCUUGGUUUCACUUUGCAAACAAGUUGAAAGAUAAAUCUCGUACCCCAAUGACCACCGGUGAGAUGCUUGAUGUGUAUGCUAAAGGUUUUAUGCCAUAUGGGCCUUACUGGGAUCAUGUGAUAGAGUACUAUAAGGCUAGUUCUGAAGAUCCGACAAAGGUUCUAUUUUUAACAUACGAGGACAUGAAAAUAGAUACUGCAAGUAAAGUGAAGCGUUUGGCAGAGUUCUUGGGCUACCCUUUCACGAAGGAGGAAGUGGCCAAUGGUGUAGUGGAAGAGAUUGUGACGCUAUGUAGUUUUGAAAAUUUAAAGGAAGUCAAUAAGAAUGGGGAUCUCUUUACGGGUAUCCCUAAUGCCAGUUUCUUUAGGGAAGGAAAGGUUGGAGGAUGGAGCAAUUAUCUUACAAAGGAAAUGAGCCAGAUUUUGGAUGACAUUACGAGGGAAAAGUUUCAAGGUUUGGAUAUCUCAUUCUGAUAAGGUGCAUGUGAUGAUAAAUGGGCAUGCAAUACCGAUCUUCAUUAUAUAUCUAUUGUUUUUAAAUUAAUGUUUAGUACUAAAUGUGUUUCAGUGAUUGGCCAUGAAUAAAUCUUAUUGUUAAAAGAUAUUGUAUCAAAUAAUGCGCUUCUUUUGCACAUGCAUGAGAGGGUGUGAUUGUCUC